Carica papaya (papaya) is the source of this 2389-nucleotide messenger RNA. Its product is annotated as P-loop containing nucleoside triphosphate hydrolases superfamily protein. Lineage: Eukaryota; Viridiplantae; Streptophyta; Magnoliopsida; Brassicales; Caricaceae. Gene Ontology annotation, molecular function: ATP binding; RNA helicase activity; nucleic acid binding. The record is from RefSeq and is a predicted model, not a curated record.
UCCUUGCUGCCUCUUCUUUCUCUAGAACAGUACCCGCCAGGCUUAAGUGCUGGUGCAUCAACCUGCAAGUGUAGGGCAAGAUAUUUUGGUGUUAUGAAUAUAUUUGUAGAAGUGAAUUUCUACUUAUUUGGGGACUAAUUAUCUUUCUAGACUCAAACCCUAGGUGCCUCUCACCCCGGCCCGUAUUCUCUACCUUCUGCCAAGCAUCUCGGUAAUUGCCACCAUGAACCCCUAUGAUCGCAGAUAUGCCGAUCCCAACUCUUACCGCCAGCGUCGCAGCGAUCUAGUUGGUCCACCGCCGUCGAUGCCUCCACCUUCGCUGGCAGUGUGCGGUGGGAUGGGCACCGCCGUCGCUGCGGUUCCUUAUGGCCGUGGCGGACCGCUUCCCUACAGAGGCGGAGGCCCUCAUCCUCCUUUUGCGGGAAGAGGGCCUGUACCAGCUACCGGCCACGCGUACCCGACGUUCCAGCCACCUGUUGGCGGUUUUAGCAUCGGCCGUGGUGAACGUGUGGCCAAUGGUCACGUUGGGGACAGGAGGGGUGGUCGCGGUGGCUUCAGCGGAAGAGGCCGUGAAGGUGUCCGAGGUUCCGAAUCGGGCUCUAGAGGAAGAGAAGGAUACCCUGGAGGUGGUCGAGGUGGUGGUAGAGGAGGUAGUCGUGGUGGUUCGGCGAGAGGGGAGUUGGACCGCGUGUCUCUUCCGAGGCCGGAGUUCGGGAACUUGGUUCCUUUUGAGAAGAACUUCUAUGUUGAAUCUCCUUCAGUUCGUGCGAUGUCUGAGCAUGAAGCUAUGAUGUACCGUGCCAAGCGGGAUAUUACAGUUGAAGGGCAUGAUGUUCCAAAGCCAAUCCGCUUGUUUCAAGAAGCAAAUUUUCCGGAUUAUGUUCUCGAAGUAAUUGCAAAAUUGGGUUUUCGUGAGCCAACACCAAUUCAGGCUCAAGGAUGGCCAAUGGCUCUUAAGGGCAGAGAUUUGAUUGGCAUCGCUGAGACUGGCUCUGGGAAGACAUUGGCAUAUCUGCUACCAGCUUUGGUACACGUUAGUGCGCAGCCUCGUUUGGUGCAAGGUGAGGGCCCUAUUGUAUUAGUAUUAGCACCAACAAGAGAGUUGGCUGUUCAAAUUCAAGAAGAAGCCGUGAAGUUUGGAUUAAGAACUAAUAUUAAAACUACUUGUAUAUAUGGCGGUGCUCCUAAAGGACCACAAAUUCGUGAUCUUAGACGAGGUGUUGAAAUUGUCAUUGCCACCCCUGGUCGACUGAUUGAUAUGUUGGAAGCCCAACACACAAACUUGAAAAGAGUGACUUACCUUGUGUUGGACGAGGCAGAUCGAAUGUUGGAUAUGGGAUUUGAGCCUCAAAUAAGGAAAGUAGUGUCUCAGAUCCGACCAGACAGGCAGACAUUAUACUGGAGUGCCACAUGGCCAAGGGAGGUUGAAUCUCUAGCAAGGCAAUUUUUACGCAAUCCAUAUAAGGUAAUCAUUGGAUCAUCAGAUCUGAAAGCAAACCAAUCUAUUAACCAAGUUGUUGAAGUUGUAACUGACAUGGAGAAGUACAAUAGGCUGAUAAAUCUGCUUAGAGAAGUGAUGGACGGGAGUCGAAUUCUCAUAUUUAUGGAAACAAAAAAAGGGUGUGACCAAGUUACAAGGCAGCUGAGGAUGGAUGGAUGGCCAGCUCUGUCCAUUCAUGGUGAUAAAAACCAGGCUGAAAGAGACUGGGUGUUGGCUGAAUUUAAAAGUGGCAGGAGCCCUAUAAUGACGGCCACUGAUGUAGCUGCAAGGGGUCUUGAUGUGAAGGACAUAAAAUGUGUGAUCAACUAUGAUUUUCCAUCCAGCCUUGAGGAUUAUGUCCAUAGGAUUGGUCGAACUGGUCGUGCAGGAGCUAGGGGAACUGCCUUUACCUUCUUCACACAUGCCAAUGCAAAGUUUGCUAGGGACCUGAUCAAGAUCCUACAAGAAGCAGGACAGAUUGUCCCUCCAGCAUUAUCUGCCUUGGCUCGGUUAGGAGGUUCCAGUUUUGGAGGAUCUGGGGGAAACUUUCGGAGCAAAGGACGAGGGGGAGGGAGUUUCGGGAACCGGGGUCUGAUAUCAGGAUCCAAUGCUGUCCCCCUUGGUGGAAAGAGGCCAUGGUAGAAUGUCCAAUAUCGAAUUACAGCCACAGAGGCCAGAGUAAUGUUUCAUUCUCUGAUGUGUCCGCUUAAAAUUUUAUAAAUGGUACAAAAAGUUAAUGUUUUAGGGAGGCAAAAAUUUUAAGGUAGGCAGUGCUGGCAGUGUAUUAACUUUUGACCUUAGAUGCUGGUGGAGGUGCUAUCUGGGAAUGGGGUUUGAUAGCUUCUCUAUUGUACAAUUGAAAUCAGAAAUGGAAAUGGGUUCUCGAGUCACUUGCAAUUCAACUUUAAA